AUGCUAUUGAAGUUUAAUACAGAUAAAGAUAAUCCAUUAAAACAAGAUGUUCCAGAAUAUUUAAGUAGUAAUUAUUACAAUGCAAUGUUAAAAUUAGGAGAAAAUAAAAAUCAGGAAAUUGUGACUUUAACUGUUUCAAUUGAUCCAAUUCAUAUUCUAUUAACAAAUUCAUUUUAUAUAUUUAUGACAAUAAUUUUAACUUUAAUAAUUUUAUCAUUUGUUUUAUUUGGAAUUAGAGAGUAUUCUUUAUCUAUGAUUAAAAAAUAUAAUAAUGCAACCAAAACUUAUGAUUUAACCGAUUGGGAUAAACCAGUAAUUAUUAAACAUAAUAAGGAAAAAACUUACGAUAUUGAAACUUCAAAUAAAUUAAUUCAAGAAGAUUCUGGGUAUACUCAAUUCAAUAGUAUUGAAAAGUUAACACUACCAAAGUAUCAACUAUCUAGUCAAUUAAUGACAUUUUCACCUUCUGCACCAACAGAAAUUAAAUUUAAAUACUCAAUUGAUCAGUUAAUGGCAUUAAAUUAUCUUAAAGAAGAUGGUUUAAUUACAGAGGUUUAUUCUCAUAUGAUGGAGCCAAAUUUUCAAAAACAAAAAAUUUCCAUAAAUAAAUUAAUUGGUAGUUGUCUUGAUAUACCUUCAAUAAGUUACAAAGGUUAUUAUGAGUAUCAUAAAGAUUUAAAUGAAAUUAAGAAUGUAAUUGAUAGUUCCACCGAUGUAAUUCUGCAAAAUUUAUUCAUGAUUAAAUUAAUCUCAAUUUCAAAAUGUACAACAACUAUCAAUCCAAAUAUAUUCUUUCAAUUAUUUGUCGAGAUUAUGGAAUCAUUAAUUGAUUCAAAUUAUUUUGUCAAAUUCACAAAUAAGUUUCUUAAAGUAUUGAUUGUUGAGUUGGUAUUAAGUUUUUCAUGGUAUCAUUUCAGAUUUAAUAAUUAUGAAAUGAAAAAUGAUUAUAAAAUAACUAAACAUCUUGAAUUACGGAGCCUUCAACCAUUUAUCUUAACACGUAAUCUCAUUUUCAAAAAUUUAAUCAACUUUCAAAUGAACAUUAUAAAUUAUCAUAAUUUUACAAAUGUGGAAAUUGAAAUUGAUUUGAAAAUUGGACUUAUUAUUCGUGAAUUAAUCAAUCAUAGUCAUUGUAAUGAUUAUAUUGGAUUUAUUACCAUUCUCCAAAACUCAAUGAACAACUGCAAUAAUGGUCGUAAUAAAUUUUUCUAUAUUGAAAUACUUAAAUUAUUAAUUAUGAAGCAUAAAAAUUGUUGUAUGGUAGAUUAUUUAAAUGAUGUAAAUAAUACACAAUUAAAGUCUAUAAUUAUGAAACAUGGUGAUGAUAAAUUAAUAACAGAUAAGUUAAUGGAAGUCAUUUUAAUUUUGGUAAAAAUAAAUUCAAAUUUUUUACAAUGGAAGCUUGACUUUAAGAAAUUAAAUGAUUAUAAAAAUAAUUCUAACGUCAAUUUGAUUCCAUUAUCUACUAGUUAUACUGAAAAAUUUUUCACUCCUCAAAUUGGUAUUGAAUCUAGUUCAUCAAAAGAAACAGAAACUGAUAAUAAAACUGUUAGCGAAAUCAAAAUUAAAAAAACUCAUUCUUCAAGAAAAUUGGAACAACAUGUUAGUAUUAUACUAGAAGGUGAUGAAGAAGAAUGUGAAGAAUCAGAAAGUGUCUUGAUUAAUAAUAAAAUUUAUGAAUAA
This is a messenger RNA of Insectozyma verbasci, 1683 nucleotides long. Lineage: Eukaryota; Fungi; Ascomycota; Pichiomycetes; Serinales; Debaryomycetaceae. The record is from the annotation of a GenBank genome assembly.